ACACACAACCCAAGAAAAUCAUCGCAGACUUCAACGAUCAAGAACCAAGCAAGCCCCUCUCAAUACCGCUUACUCCCCGGAAAUUCACACAAAUUCGCCAAAAUGGAAAACGAACAGGGGAAAAUCGUCGACCUUUAUGUGCCUCGCAAAUGCAGCGCCACCAACCGCAUCAUCAAGGCUAAGGAUCAUGCCUCCGUCCAAAUUAGCAUUGCCAAAGUUGAUGAGAACGGCCGAUACACCGGCGAGAAUCAAGUAUAUGCUCUCUGCGGAUUCGUACGGGCCCGGGGUGAGAGUGAUGACAGCUUGAACCGUCUGGCGCAACGGGAUGGGUUCUUGAAAAAUGUAUGGAGCGCGAGCUCCCAGCGUUAAGAGAAAAUGGAGGAGAAAUUUGGCUUUCCUUUUUAUUCUCUUUUUCCUUUUCGUUUUUUCUUAUGCUGGUUUAAGGGGCCCCUUGUGGGAUGGGAAUGUUGUUGUGAUGAUAACCAUUAAAUGAGCGAAAUAAAGAAAAUUCCUGG
This is a messenger RNA of Histoplasma capsulatum G186AR, 515 nucleotides long. Its product is annotated as 40S ribosomal protein S21. Lineage: Eukaryota; Fungi; Ascomycota; Eurotiomycetes; Onygenales; Ajellomycetaceae. Gene Ontology annotation, biological process: endonucleolytic cleavage in ITS1 to separate SSU-rRNA from 5.8S rRNA and LSU-rRNA from tricistronic rRNA transcript (SSU-rRNA, 5.8S rRNA, LSU-rRNA); translation; endonucleolytic cleavage to generate mature 3'-end of SSU-rRNA from (SSU-rRNA, 5.8S rRNA, LSU-rRNA). The coding region runs from base 103 to 369 and encodes 88 amino acids. Gene Ontology annotation, cellular component: ribosome; cytosolic small ribosomal subunit. The record is from RefSeq and is a predicted model, not a curated record. Gene Ontology annotation, molecular function: structural constituent of ribosome. The transcript is spliced from 3 exons.